CCAUUCUCCAUUGACCGUUAAGUACAGAGCUCCCCCAGGAAGUUAUUGAGGAUGAUAGACUUCGACAACAUCAAAGGACCGUGUUCCGGAAAACCUUCCAGAUCUCGCGAUGGAGGGUGAAUCAUCAACCCACUUGGGUGCACUAACAACAGAGUUCACUCCAGCGCCGAACUGUGCGACCCAGAGCGUCGGUAGGAACAACGUCCUAGAAUGGGGCCGUAUCUGUACGAUGACCUCCGGCUCUCAAUCGCUGGAAAUUUCAACGUCGUGUUACCCUCCUAGAUACGGUUCCUUUUUCCAGUCUCCCGGGCUAUGGGUUUUACUCUCCUGGACUGAGCUGUCCGUCCGGACAGUGACGGACACACAUCCGCCUGCACAGUCACGCGACAGGAAGGCGAUCAGGCACCGACCCCUAGCGCAUCGGAAGAUACUAUAUCGAGGGAUAUUUGGAGCCGGUUGUCAGUUGGAGAGACGGAGAUUGGCUGCUGUCUAAGGUAAGCAAACUGUCGUUUAGUUUCCAUUAUAUUCAAGUCUUUAGGGAUGGGUAUAGUUUCUAGCGAACCAAGACAGCACGCAAACCUACGGAGAGCUACCUUCGCCGGCUCCUCGAAGGCCAUGCAAUGAUUGACAAUCAUCUAGUGGCUACAGCUGCCUCACCGACGACUCAUACCGAUGUACCUCGUUUAUAGCUGGUGGUGAAGUCCUGUCUGGAACUUCGUAUGUAGAGAGUUGCUCCGCUGUCCAG
Molecule: messenger RNA, 745 nt
Organism: Eremomyces bilateralis CBS 781.70
Lineage: Eukaryota; Fungi; Ascomycota; Dothideomycetes; Eremomycetales; Eremomycetaceae
Exons: 1
Coding region: 110-493 (127 amino acids)
Source: RefSeq, a predicted model, not a curated record